UGUAUAUACCCCUAAAAACCUGGCACAGUAGUUCAGCCUGUGCACGAACAGCCAAGAACUUCCAAAUGCCACAGACCUUCGAGCGGCGCCUGAAAUCGUCGUCAGUUUGUUGCCGAGCGCCGGCGAGAGAAGACGUAUUAUAAAAAUUUUCUCUCCGAAUACUAAAAUACACAAGUCACAAAUUACCACUAGCCUUUAAUAAAAACAACAAUUUUUAUUUUCAACAAGUGUACAAGUGCAUUCUCUGGGAUUAUAAACCAAAAGUGUUGGUGAUUAUAAUAUAUAAAUAUUGGAUUCUCCAAUUUAUUUUGAACAGUGUGAUUUUUUUUGGUGUAUUUGUUUUCUUUUUGUGCAAUUUUUCUUUUUUUUUGGAAUAUUUGUCACUGUUAAAGCAAGUCGAUGCUUGCAGAUGCGAGGAAAAUGAGCAUCCACGUGGUGGAAUCAACCAGUGAACUGUCUGCUUUAAUGAAAGCCGGUGUCAUGGCAGGUUCAGAACGCGAUGCUGGUUUCUGCAGUGGAGCAGACGAAGACGAUAUGUCAGGAUUGCACUCACCAAGCGCAUCCGAGGACAGCGUUGAAGUGCAAGUGACGCCAAUUUCUCUAAGAAAUAAACGUAAAUUAGCGGAACCACGAAAAAUCCUAGAACCAAGUACUGCACCCCUUAAAAAGCGUCGAAGAUUCGAAUUACUUCAGGAAGCUGACGAAGAAAGCCGACCUUCUCCAUCACCUAGUCCAUUCAGGCCCUGGAGUACAUCGACAAAACCCGAAUCUAAAAAACCCAUGGCUGUUAUUUCCUGUUUCAAGGUCGACGAGAAGGCAAAGGAUAACGACAAGAAGAAUCACGAGGAGAAGAAACCGGAACAAAAGAGACUCGAACUGAGGCGAGAGCAAGAAGAAGAAGAAGAGGAAAAAGAAGAAAAACGAAAAGAAAGAUGUCUCCAAGAAGAAGCACAAAGAAGAUACGAAGCCAGAAUUCAAGAGGAGGUUCUCCAAAGACUCCACGAAUCGAAUCGAAGGCCCAUAUCACCAUCCGAAUGUUCAACUCGUUCCUCUGUCUACUCUGGUCAAAGGCGAGAAUCCCGUCAAAGGUUUGAACCACCUCUUCCACCACCACCACCUCCUCCAGUAUCAGUUAUUCUUCCUCAUCCAAGGCUCCAGGAAGAACCUCUAUCUCUAGUUCUUCGUGGUGAUGUUCCUCGUGUACCUUCCCAUCCAGCGGUAAAUGGUGGCUCUUUUGAAAGGCCAUCGACCUAUCACAUGGAUCAUGUCUUACCAUCUCAGACGACAUCAAAUGAUCAUCACGAGAGGCAUCAUCAUCAAAACGGUCAACAGCGAAAUUACAAAAAUAUGACCCGCGAACGUAGGAUAGAAGCGAAUGCACGUGAACGUACGAGAGUGCACACGAUAAGCGCUGCUUUCGAUACACUGAGACGAGCAAUACCCGCCUAUUCACACAAUCAAAAACUUUCCAAGCUCUCUGUAUUGAGGAUCGCGUGUAGCUACAUCAUGACCCUCAGUAAAAUAGUCAAUACACCCGAGGGAGAACCCGAGAAUAAUGUUUCUCUUGGCGCAUGUGUGGAUCUUGUUUCGAAAACAAUACAAACUGAAGGUAAACUCAGGAAAAAGAAAGACGAAUAGCUUUUUUUAACAAUUCAACAUUCUGAAUUAGACAAAAUUUAAAUACAAAAAUCAAGAUCUAAUUCAAUAGUCAAUAUGGAAAUUCCAAUUUGAGAAGGUGAAAAUUUUGGAAUUUCUCAAAGCCAUUUGGAGUCUCUUUUACCUGACCUACCUUUUAACUCUCCAAGAUGCUCAAAAGCUGUGCUCGCCAACUUGCCUAAGUGUUAAGUUAGAUGUAUAAAUCAGUGCCAGAUAUGCUUGACAAUAUUUAAUGAAGUAAUCUAAUCCUUUCUAAAUAGCUCUGAUAGUGGAAGAAUUUUGUCAGAGCUGUGGUUUUCUUCUCUCUACUCUUAUCAAACUUAUUCCAUUUCAAUAUCUAGACAAUAAAAAUAAAAAAAUAUAAAAAAAAAAAAAAAAAAUGUCAACAACCGUUAGAAAUAAAGCACAGAAAAAUCAUCUAUUUGUCUUCUUAAAAAUCUUCGUCUUCAAAUAAUGUAAAAAAAAACGUAAACUAUUUUGAAAAUCCUUUCAAAAAAAAAUCCAAGUCCAACUUUAAUAGCUUUAAAAAAAAUUCCUUGUCUUUAAAUUAGUCAAAUUUCAUAACAUCUUUUUUAUUUUUAAUUAAAAGGAAAGAGAAACUAAUUUGUUAGUAGCGUCACGAGCGCGCGUGUGUUAUAAAGGAAUCGUGCGAGAAAUCGUUAUACUUCCAACAAAUUGGUCAACGACUGAAUGCCAAGUACAAACUUGUGGCUUUGAUGACUGAAGAGAGCGAGAGAAAGAUUGCAUUUUUUUUCUAUAUGAUGCGUCUUUGUGUAUGUGUAUGUUUGUGUUAAAUAUGUUGAGAGGUAAAUUAAAAAAAAAAAAGAAAAAUUGAGCCGCGAAAUUUUUAUCGUUGUAAUAAUUGUUUAUAUGUAAAUAAAUAAAAAUCGCCGUCAUAGCCUUUUUAUCGCGUUAUGAAUAUAGAAAAUUUGUAAUUAGUUUGUAGUAUUCAUAGUUAUUCAGAUAAAAAAAAUAUAUAUAUUAUAUUAUAUAAAUAAAUAUAUUAUAUACAUUAUGUGAACAUGUAUGUAUUUUGCCUGAAAAAGGCGGUGUGAUGCGUCCGAUGGAUGUCCUGUAUGUACCUUUUUAUUAAAUAAGAAAAAAACCUCACAAUUCAAUCAAAAAGUUCAACUUAAUAAAGGUGGAAUUUACUUGAAA
Leptopilina boulardi is the source of this 2814-nucleotide messenger RNA. RefSeq names its product histone H3.v1 (gene net). Gene Ontology annotation, molecular function: protein dimerization activity; DNA-binding transcription factor activity. NCBI's taxonomy places the organism in Eukaryota, Metazoa, Arthropoda, Insecta, Hymenoptera, Figitidae. The record is from RefSeq and is a predicted model, not a curated record. The coding region runs from base 400 to 1638 and encodes 412 amino acids. The transcript has 2 exons.